AUGCAAGGAAGCUUAUUCCCAUCCCUCGGUUUCAUGGUUUGGUCGGCCUUCCGCGGUGACGGCGGUGGUGGCUUAGGCGGUGACGGCAGUGGUCACUUAGGCGGCGACGACAACGGCGGUGGCGGCUUAGGCGACAGCGACGGCAGCGGCGGUGGCAACUUAGGCCACGAUGGCGGCGGCGAAGGUAGUGGCAGUAGCAGCGAAGGCAGCGGCGAUGGCAGCUUAGGUAAUGGCGACGGCGGUGGCGGCGAAGGCGGCGACGACCGCUUGGGUGACAGUCGUAGCGAUGAAAGCUACUUGGGUGGCGGAUACAGAGAAGAUGGGAGGAAGAGGGACAUAUUCUAG
Ananas comosus (pineapple) is the source of this 345-nucleotide messenger RNA. RefSeq names its product glycine-rich cell wall structural protein 1.0-like. Lineage: Eukaryota; Viridiplantae; Streptophyta; Magnoliopsida; Poales; Bromeliaceae. The record is from RefSeq and is a predicted model, not a curated record. Bases 1 to 345 code for a protein of 114 amino acids. The transcript is spliced from 2 exons.